Lymnaea stagnalis (great pond snail) is the source of this 487-nucleotide messenger RNA. The record is from the annotation of a GenBank genome assembly. NCBI's taxonomy places the organism in Eukaryota, Metazoa, Mollusca, Gastropoda, Lymnaeidae.
AUGCACAGGGCACAGAUUCACGAGAUUCAGUGGGUGGAUUAUAAAUGUUGGACUCAGACUAUACAGUUGGUUAACACACAACAGUUGACUUAUGAUUAUGAUAUGAAUUUUGUUACAUUACAAGAGACAGAUGACAAGGUACAAGAUAUAGUUUUUGAUAAUGUACAAUAUAUGCAGAUUGAUAAUGUACAAGAUGAGUAUUUUGAAAAUGUACAUGAUAUGAAAUUACUCGAUAUACGAGAAGCCAUUUUGGAAAUUUUGCAAUGGGGAGAGAUUGAAGAGGAUUGUACUUGUGAUUUUGAUAUCGAUUUUGCACAUGAGCCCAUUGUUAUUGAUGCUCCACCCAUUAAUGAUAUUAGCUUACUCGAUAUACGAGAAGCCAUUUUGGAAAUUUUGCAAUGGGGAGAGAUUGAAGAGGAUAGUACUUGUGAUUUUGUACAAAAUAUGAAUUUGGUGGACGUACAAGAUGCUAAUGUGGAGACUGGAG